UCUUCGAGCCAAAGCCAGAGCAGCGACGGCGAAAAGGCGAUGCUGCUGCCAGGGCAUCGCUCCGAGCCGAGCGCGCAAGGCGGGAGUAGGCAACCCAGCAGCUCCGGCUUUGCAUCCGCAACGAAAAUCCUCUAAAGUGCAGGCCGAGGAACCACAAUAAUUCAAGAAGAGCCCAAAGCCCGGACGGGGGAGAAACUCUGGGCAGCUUCUCUCCCUCCAUUCAUUGCCUGCCGAGGACGAAUUCUAUUACCCUCAUUGUGGGGCGGGGAUUCCGGGCUGCUUUUCCAUGCACAGAGCCUCAGGUAAACGGAGGUGUCGGCGAGGGAGCGAGCUGUACACUGCCGCGCUGCUCGAUCGCUCGCGGUCGGAGGGAGUCUCCUGCUGCCUGGAUGCCUUUGUCCCUUCCCGCCAGGAGUUGGCUGGAGGCGGCCGAGCUUUUCUUGGGGGAGAGCAUUAAGGGCCCCCACCCAUUCCCGCAUCCUCUUGGAGCAGCUCUCGGGAGCGUUCCCCUCCUCUGUUUCCUCCUCUCCCUCCUCCUCCUCCUCCGUUCGGCAGCCCUUUCGGCUGGACAGCGCCAAAACGAAGUUUACGCGCCAGUCCGGAGACACCAAAGUUGCUGCCGUCGCCGCUGCAGGUAACGGAGCACAAGCCGGCGGCUGGCGGGGAGAAAGCGGUAGUCUUUGCCUUCGGGGCAAGAUGAGCUGCGAGGGGGCGACGCGAAGGCCGGGUUAGGGGCUGACCCCGCAAGUCUCUCCCUGCCUUCCUCUCCCAUUCAUCCUCCCGCGGAAAGGACGGCUCGAGCGCCCCAGCUCACCCCCCGGGGGCAGAGAGACCCCCCGGGCAUGCUGCCUGGAAGAUGCUGUGGUUCCCGGUGAAGAAGAUCCGGAAGCAAUUCAAGUUGCUGCUGCUGCUGGUGCUGCUCACCUUCGCCGUGUGGUUCACCUACCUGCACAUCAACUUGGUGCGCCAAGGCAAGGCGCUGCGCUUGCACUUCGCCUACGGCCGGGAUGGUGAGCGACUGGGAGAAGAGACAGACCCUGGCAAGCGAGCAGCUGGGGCCCAUGUGCCCUCUCCUCACAGGAAGGCUGAGGACUCCAGUGAGAGCCGGGAGGAAGAGCAGAUGGUAGAAGAUCAAGGUGUUCACGGGUGGUUUUCUAAAAGGUAUAGUCAUGACAGAACUGGAAGAGCCCCAAAACCAAAUGUAACAAGCCAUGUUCUGCCUUGGAAUGAGGAGUACAAAGGGAGAGCAAACCUGCAUGUAUUUGAAGAUUGGUGUGGAGGAGCUGUGGGACAUCUAAGGAAAAAUCUGCAUUUCCCCCUAUAUCCUCAUACUCGUACAACAGUAAAAAAGUUGGCUGUGUCACCCAAGUGGAAAAAUUAUGGGCUACGUAUUUUUGGCUACAUUCAUCCCUUCAAAGAUGGAGAUUUUCAGUUUUCUGUAGCUUCGGAUGAUAAUUCUGAAUUUUGGCUCAGCUCUGAUGAGACUCCAGCCAAUAUACGUCUGGUGGCGUUUGUGGGCAAGCUGGGCUCUGAGUGGACUGCUCCAGGAGAAUUCACAAAAUUUAGCUCUCAAGUCUCGAAGCCAAUCCGUGUCCUUUCCUCCAGGCGCUACUACUUUGAGCUCCUCCAUAAGCAGGACGACCGUGGAUCAGACCAUGUGGAAGUGGGUUGGCGAAUUUUCCUUCCCAGCUUCAAGUUUGAAGUCAUUGAUUCCCCUUACAUCUCACUCUAUACAGAUGAAUCCAGCCUGAAAAUGAAUGAGGUAGACCAUGUGCCUCAGUCUCUUGCUAGCCACUCUGACAGCUACCUCUGGAGGGCACAAAGGGAUGAACAUGGAGCUGAUAUGCUGAAGCCUGACCCUCGGGAUAUUUUCUUCCUCACUCCCCAGAUUGAGCCAUCCCAUGUGGAGAAUGUGCUGGUCCCCUGUGCCUACAGCCCCACAUAUGUGGUGAAGGACUUUCCUAUUGCCCGCUAUCAGGGCCUGCAAUUUGUCUACCUCUCUUUUGUUUAUCCUAAUGAUUUCACCCGGCUUACACACAUGGAGUCAGAGAACAAAUGCUUCUACAGAGAGUCUCCACUUUACCUGGAGAAAUUUGGUUUUUCUAAGUACAUGAAAAUGGAUGAAGAGGAGGAGGAUCUACACCAGAGAGCCUUCCUCUUCCUGAACCCUGAUAAUUUCCUUGACGAGGAGGAAGAAGGUGCUGAUAGUCCUGAACCUACUGACCCUUUUCCUGAUGUCAAGAGCCCCAGUGUGUUGGAUGCCCAUGUGUUCACUGGAAAGAAGAGAAAAGAUAGGCCCUUAGCCACAAAAGAUUAUGGGAAUAAUAUGGACUAUAAUAGUUUUCAUCAGAAGCAAAAUAAGUUUGACAAAGAAGGAGACUUCACAAGGCAACCUGUCUCCGUAGGCCCAAGCAGUGAACCUAGCUUGAGUCCUCAGACUUCAUCUAAGGGCUUCCAGGCUUAUGAGAAUGCAGCACCCUUUGGAGAACAUGUCAUCAUCAACGGCCGAUCUCUCAACUGGGCACAAGAUGUGGAGAAGGGAAGGAAGGAAGUUGAUCAGGGACUACUGUCGUCUUCAAAAAAAGGCAGCUCUUUCAGCCUCCAACCUCACCUUUCUGUGCCCUUCUUUGUUGGAAAGGCCAAGCAGCAGAGUCCUAGGGAAGAGAAACAAUCCAAGAAAGAGACAAAGAAACCUCCAGAGAAAGUAUACGUGACCAGGCUACAGCCCAAUAAGAAGAAGGCCCCAUCACAGAAGGAUGUCUUCCCUGGAGUCUUCCUCUAUCCUAGAUCUCCAAGGAAGGUGCGAUGGAACUCCCGGAUCCCUCAGGGUCGCUCUGCUCCCUCCAACAAACUUCAUUCUCCCUCUGUCCAUAGAACAUCUUUGCUUGUUGGUAAUGCCACUAGGGAAGCAGAUUUUUCUAAAAGGAAAGGCCUACGAGCCAGCCGGAAAUGGGAACAAUUUUAUGGUAGGCAACCUUUUAAAGGCAGUAUUAAGCGGCAGGUGCAUCCAAGUGCCUCAGUCUUGCUUGCAGAAGGGCUGUUCAGCAAAGAAAACUUUGAGGUCACCACUCCAGCAAGGACUAUGUUAGAUUUCAAUUCUUCAGAGGUAGUGCUGUCUGAAGGGAUGCAAGUGACAUCUUUCCUCCAGAUAUCAGAAAUGACAGAAUCUCAGCAGAAGGGGCUUGAAGGCCCUGAGAAGACCCAGGAGGAGGAAGUGGAAGAGGAAGUGUCUGAUUAUAGCUACGAAAAUUCUGAGCUACAGCAGAGCUGGCUAGAGGACUCCAUCAAUUGGCAAAGGACGUUUAGUGUCAGCCCUGUUGACUUUGAAUUGCUCCGCUCAGAUUGGAAUGAUCUGAGGUGCAACGUUUCAGGAAACUUGCAGCUGAGUGAGAGCGAGGUGGUGGAUGUGGUGGCUCAGUAUAUGGAGAAACUCAAUGAGAAGAAUGGCGGCAUCUACACUCUCUUGCGAAUCAUUAAUGUUGAGAAGCGGCGAGACACGGCCCGAGGCAACCGCUAUCUGAUGGAGUUAGAGCUGAUGGAGAGGGGUCAGAGAACGGUCCGGCUCUCAGAAUACAUCUAUGUCCUGCUCCACCAGGGCAAGUCAGAGGACAGCACUGAAGUCAACCCUGAAGGGCCUGCAACAGUAGCCACUGAAUCUCAACCACCACCUAGUGCCUGGAGUCUUCUGUAUGGAAAACCCAUCCUCUGCCGACCUUUGCGGCUCAGCUGGAGGCAUGAUGUUAUGGUUCAUUUUGUUGUCCCAGUGAAGAACCAAGCACGCUGGAUACAGCAGUUCAUCUCAGAUAUGGCCAGCCUAUUUCUGAACACCAAGGAUGCCAACUUCAAUAUCAUAUUGGUGGAUUUUGAUAGUGAUGACAUGAAUGUGGAGAAAGCCCUUCAGGAGGCUCACCUGCCCAGGUACCAAUAUUUGAAACGCACAGGGAACUUUGAGCGCUCUGCAGGAUUACAGGCUGGGGUGGAUGCCAUAGAGGAUGGCAGCAGUAUUGUAUUCCUUUGUGACCUGCACAUUCACUUUCCCCUCAAUAUUCUGGACAGCAUCCGGAAACACUGUGUGGAGGGAAAGCUGGCCUAUGCACCCAUUGUCAUGAGACUGGGCUGCGGGAGCUCUCCACGAGAACCCAACGGCUACUGGGAAGUAAAUGGCUUUGGCCUCUUUGGGAUCUAUAAGUCUGACUUUGAUCGUAUUGGAGGGAUGAACACAGAAGAGUUUCGGGAUCGCUGGGGCGGAGAAGACUGGGAGCUGUUGGACAGGGUGCUUCAAAGUGGGUUAGAGGUAGAACGUUUGCGACUCAGGAACUUUUACCAUUAUUACCAUUCCAAACGUGGCAUGUGGAAUUCACACAGCAAGAAGACACCCAAAGACUAAGCACCAGCUCUGCCAUCAGCUGGACCCCCUACUCCUGGUCUUCUUUAAGCAGGAACAAGGAAGCAGCAGCCACAGCAUGACCCAGCACCAUUUUUCUACUGCUACAGGUAGCCUUCUGGAUGCAGCAUCUGUCAGAGGCCAGACCAAGAGCACUUGGAGUGGAGGUUUUCUACAAAACUACUAUUUAAAGCAAACCAUGUUUAUUUUGGGAUUUUUUGUGACUUUUCUUAAAGGAUCUAAUUUCUUAGUGAGCAAUUACAUUUAUUAACUCGGUAGUGCUGAAAGGCAAAGAGUACUGCUAAUAGGAGAGUGAGGUGAGCUCGCCAGUAUUAUUGCCAACCAGGAAUGAGCUGGUGCAGCUUCUCAAAGCUCGUGUAACUGCCAGGAAAAGUUUAUGACUGUAUUUGCCCUACUUUAACUCCUAAAGUGAGCUGGGAAGGGGAGAGUCUUCAAUGUGUCACAAAUGGUUCCUCCUUGGUGUGUUUACGCCACUGCCAGGGGGAGAAGUUGAAGAGAAUUGAAAAUAUUUCAAAGGGGCAUGAAAAGACUUGUAUCGGGCAAGAGGUGUUCCAGUCUCUUCAAUACAGUUUUGGGAUUUUUUUCCCCCCUACUAGCUCUGCUGCUUUUGCUGCUCCAGCCCCACAGUUAUAUUGUGCCUCUGGUAGGAAUUACUUCAAAACUCCGCUUAUAAAUAGAAUUAUAAAUAACCAUCUCCAAUCCCAGGGAGAAGGUAGAGCAAAAGCAUUCCCCUGAAAAAAAUAGCUUUAUAAGGGGGAGGGGAUAGCCAGGAAAAAGCUCAUUAGAACUUUCAAGCUCCAGCAUUUUGGGGUGUGAUUACCUCAUCAAAGGGUUGGGAAGUAUUUUAGGCUUUCUGUUCUACAUAUUUGUGUCCUCUGAAAUUGAAUCUGCACUUUUUGUCCACUGGGAGACACACAGUCUCCCAACAAGAGGAUAUUUUCCAGGUAGAAAGACAGAGAGGAUAUAGAAUUGGCAAAGGAACAGAAAACAGAAAGUGCAGCUGACUCUCUCUCCUUCCACAACAUAGUUGCUUCUGAACAUCCCCCCUCACUUUUCUUCAUCUCUUGCUUGGUACGAACCAAGACUGGCUGCCUACAAACGUGAGAGACAAAACACAUUUGAUAUAAUUGUCAGCAAAGAAGCAAACAUUACAUAGAAAUAGAAAUUCUGGGAACAAAGGAAUUCUGGAUUGUCUGGAUUGUGAGGGGUUUAGAGUAGGAGUCAUCACCCAUACUUCGUACUCUGUGCCAUGUUAACGGAGAACGCAACAUAAUAAUAAUAAUAAAACCUCACAGCCUUUUAUCUGGGAGGGACAGACCCUAAGAAUGUAGACUAGUGGCUGAAGGGAUUGACUUGGUAGGAAGGGGCUGACCAUAUUUUCCCCCGGCCCAAUUACUGUUUUUGGAGCAACCUUCUCUCUUUAUGUACCAUGGAUCGAAUAUAGAGAGUGAAUGAGGUUGCUAUGGUGAAAGUAUCAAAACAGGAGUGGAGAGAAGGGCAAAGCAAUAUUUCCAAGCUAAUUUCUGUGAAAUUAUGAGGUAGAAAGCUGUUUUCAGAAAGUUAUGUCUGAUUUUUUUUAAUGGAUAUUGUUAUUAAAAAAAAAUAAAGUAAAUGUCCUGGUUCUGAUUUUCUCGA
Molecule: messenger RNA, 6040 nt
Organism: Crotalus tigris (Tiger rattlesnake)
Lineage: Eukaryota; Metazoa; Chordata; Lepidosauria; Squamata; Viperidae
Gene: B4GALNT4
Product: beta-1,4-N-acetyl-galactosaminyltransferase 4
Exons: 20
Coding region: 857-4387 (1176 amino acids)
Cellular component (GO): Golgi cisterna membrane
Molecular function (GO): acetylgalactosaminyltransferase activity
Source: RefSeq, a predicted model, not a curated record